This is a messenger RNA of Misgurnus anguillicaudatus (oriental weatherfish), 3036 nucleotides long. It is a transcript of the gene gk5, whose product is annotated as glycerol kinase 5. Gene Ontology annotation, molecular function: phosphotransferase activity, alcohol group as acceptor; kinase activity. Gene Ontology annotation, cellular component: mitochondrion. The record is from RefSeq and is a predicted model, not a curated record. Lineage: Eukaryota; Metazoa; Chordata; Actinopteri; Cypriniformes; Cobitidae. Gene Ontology annotation, biological process: triglyceride metabolic process; glycerol-3-phosphate biosynthetic process; glycerol metabolic process.
CACCUAUCGACUGAUGUGUGACGUACAGAUUGGUACUAUUGUACGACCUCCAGCAUUUAGUUUUUGGAUAUACACAGCGAGUCGUAAACACAUCGUUCACUUCAGAAAUUAAGCGGACGUUUUUUUAACGUAAAUCAGGACGUACUGCUUGUGGAAAUAUUUCCUUUGCCGACUUGAAAUAUUUGAAAUCGGGCGCGCUGGGAAUCACAUGCGAAAGUUUGGGAAUGUUGGGAGUCACACAUAAUGUGUGUGUUCAUUGCUGAUGGUUAAAAUACAGUUAAACGCCAAUGAAGGAUGUUUUGAGUCGUGUCGCCCGGCUUUCUCGCCCGGUUCAACUCUGCCACAUGUUUGGCAAUCGAAGACUUCAAAGGAAUGCGACGUAAAGAUUUACGACGUCAAGUUGGAAACUGGAUUAUUUGUAUCAGCAUUAUUAAGAAGUCUGCGUAGGAAAUAAACUCAGAAACUACACGGAUCUAUGUCAGAUCUAUAUAUGGCGGCAAACGUGUAUAGGCGGUUUUCUGAAUAAGCGCAUUGUGCAAUGGGGAGUCAGAGAAACGGGUUCAGCAAAAGAGAGACUUUCAUACUUUCUGUUGACGUAGGAACAACCUCGAUAAGAUGCCAUGUGUACGAUAAGAGUGCCAACAUCAGAGGAUCAUGCAGUGCAAAAGUGUCCCUUCUGUAUCCUCAAACUGGAUGGGUGGAGAUUGACCCUGAAGAGCUUUGGACGGCGUUUGUCACGGUAGUGAAAGGAGCUGUACAAGACUCAGGUUUACAGAUGUGCCAAAUGGAAAGUCUUGGCAUCUCCACCCAGAGGGCAACAUUCAUGAACUGGGACAGUAACACAGGAAAGCCUUUUCAUAAUUUCAUCACCUGGCAAGACAUGAGGGCAGUAGAGUUGGCGAAAACGUGGAACAGGUCUUGCACUAUGAAGACGGUACAUGGUGUGAUGAAGAUACUGCACUUCCUCACCAGACAGAAGCGGUUCCUUGCAGCCAGCCUGGUUGUUUUUUCCACCCAGCAUGUGUCUCUGCGCCUUGUCUGGGCAUUGAAUAAUUUCCCUCAGUUAAGACAGGCAAUUGAAGAUGGCAACUGUUAUUUUGGGACCAUAGACACCUGGUUGCUUUACAAACUUACUAAAGGCACGGUGCAUGCAACAGACUACUCUAAUGCCAGUGCAACAGGAAUAUUUGAUUCAUACCAGAUGUGUUGGAGUGGAUUUCUGUGCUCGCUGCUUUCUAUACCUCUCUCAAUCCUCCCCAGGGUGGAGAACACAAGUCACAAAUUUGGCUCAUCUGAUCCAUCCAUAUUUGGAGUACCCAUCCCAAUCAUGUGUGUUAUGGCGGACCAACAGGCAGCCAUGUUUGGAGAAUGCUGUUUUGACACGGGUGAUGUGAAAAUCACAAUGGGAACGGGGACCUUUAUGGACAUUAAUACGGGAAGCAAACCACAUACGUCUGUGGCUGGUCUUUAUCCUCUGGUGGGCUGGAAGAUUGGUGCUGAAGUUGUGUAUCUGGCUGAAGGUAAUGCUGCUGGAACAGGUGCUGCCAUUAAAUGGGCACAGGAUCUAGAGCUUUUUUCUGAUGUGAAGGAGACAGAAGCCAUAGCCACUAGUGUGGCAGACUCGGAUGGAGUGUAUUUUGUGCCUUCUUUCAGUGGCUUACAGGCCCCCUUGAAUGAUCCAAAAGCAUGUGCUUCUUUCAUGGGCUUAAAACCUUCAACAACCAAAAGUCACCUGGUCCGAGCAAUUCUAGAGUCUAUUGCAUUUAGAAAUAAGCAGCUAUUUGAUGUCAUGCUUCGAGAAACACGUAUUCCCAUCACUAAAAUCAGGGCAGACGGAGGUGUAUGUACUAAUGACUUCAUCAUGCAACUGACAUGCGAUCUACUGGGACGGAAAAUAGCAAGGCCUAGUCACUUUGAUAUGUCCUGCCUUGGAGCUGCUUUUGUUGCAGGGCUAGGAACAGGCUACUGGAGGAACAAAGAGGAGCUCAAGAAGAUACAGUCCACUGACCAACAUUUUCUUCCUCGAUGGAAUAAAGCAGACAGGGAUAAGGGAGGGCAAUACAGAAGUGGACUUCAGAGCUGGGAGAGAGCUCUGCAGCGGUCCAUGCACUGGUACAACCAGCCCUGAAUAACUACAAGUCAUCACUAUGUAGUAGACCAACUCCAUGUUCAUGUGAUCAGCUGUGGGGCAAUUCAUAGUAACAAUUCGAGUAACAAGUCUCUUACUAAGAAAAACACUUGAAUGGCAUCCAAACUGGAGCUCUAGUUUGGAAAUGUGCACAUCAUAAGUUAUGGUAUUAUUAUGACAGGUGGCAGGCUGCUUUAUGUCCUACUUUACGUCCUACUUUAUGCCAAGAAUCUAUAUGUGGUAUUUUGACUUUGCCAAUCAGUAAUUCAGCAAAUCAGUCACUGUGUGCCUUUAUCUAACUACUGUAUUUUUUUUUAAACUCACAAUGUACCUUUAUUGGGGUGCUUUUAUACAAGAAAUGGUUAUUCAUCUCCCACAAUACAUUUUCUCACCCUAGAGGAAAUCUAGUUGUUUACAUAGAGGUGAGAAUUUAAAAAAAACUGAGCUCUCUAACUUUUAAUUGAUAUAACGGUUAUUGUGCUUCCAUUAGUAUAAUGGAAUAAUUUAUCUAAGAAUUAUUGUCUUCGUUUUCUUCUUAAUUGGGUAUGUUUAUAUUGUGCAGGUUAAAUGUGUUUUUAAUAUGUACCUUUAAUAAUGUACCUCAUUAUGCAAAAUGCUGCAGAAAGGAGAAACUGAAGUUUAUUUUCACCGUGUGAUCAAAGCAUUCAACCUGCUAUACUUGCUUUGGCAAAAACUGUGCCACAGUUGACAGUAUGAACAGUGAGUCAAUGGCAUAUAAUGUCAAGCAUUUAAUUAUAGCAAAUACGUGACUGUGAAACUGUAACAUAACUGUUAUUAUCUCAAAGAAUGAAAAGGCAGACUAAUUUGUGUUUUAUUAAGUAAAUGUCAAAGAACUGUUAAUGUCACUGUUUUAUGUCAGUUUGUAAAAAUUAAACAUUUUAAAUGCU